Messenger RNA from Cinclus cinclus, 679 nucleotides. RefSeq names its product scleraxis bHLH transcription factor (gene SCX). The record is from RefSeq and is a predicted model, not a curated record. Gene Ontology annotation, molecular function: DNA-binding transcription factor activity, RNA polymerase II-specific; RNA polymerase II transcription regulatory region sequence-specific DNA binding; protein dimerization activity. Gene Ontology annotation, biological process: regulation of transcription by RNA polymerase II; developmental process. The transcript has 2 exons. Bases 98 to 679 code for a protein of 193 amino acids. Lineage: Eukaryota; Metazoa; Chordata; Aves; Passeriformes; Cinclidae.
UUUUUUUUUUUUUUUUGGUCUUGGCUUUUUGUUUUGGUUUGGUUUUGUUUUUUUUUUUUUGUUUUGUUUUGUUUUUUUUUUUUUUACCCCUCCCAUCAUGUCCUUCGCCAUGCUGCGCUCAGCCCCGGGGCGUUUUUUGUACCCGGAGAUCAGCGCCUUGUCCGAGGACGAGGAGAACAGCGAGAGCUCGGGCUCGGAGGAGAAACCGUUCCACAUGGACGGGACGGGGUUCGGGAUGAAAAGCGGGAAGAGACGGAGCGGGAAGAGCCGCGGGAGGAUGUCCCGGGAGCCGCGGCAGAGGCACACGGCGAACGCCCGGGAGCGGGACCGAACCAACUCGGUGAACACGGCGUUCACGGCGCUCCGGACGCUGAUUCCCACCGAGCCGGCCGACAGGAAACUCUCCAAAAUCGAGACCCUGCGCCUCGCCUCCAGCUACAUCUCGCACCUGGGGAACGUUCUCCUGCUGGGAGAAUCCAGCGGGAACGGGCAGCCGUGCCACGGAGCCGCGCCGGGAGCGGCGGCGGGAGCGGGGUUUUAUCCCGGGGGAGCCGCGUCUCCCGGAGGGAGAGAGGGAGGAGAGAGCGGGCAGCCCCGGCAGAUCUGCACCUUCUGCCUCAGCAACCAGAGGAGGAUGAGCAAAGACCGGGACAGGAAGUCGGGACAGCUCCGGAGCUAG